This is a messenger RNA of Spodoptera littoralis (African cotton leafworm), 1685 nucleotides long. NCBI's taxonomy places the organism in Eukaryota, Metazoa, Arthropoda, Insecta, Lepidoptera, Noctuidae. The record is from the annotation of a GenBank genome assembly.
AUGUUAUGUAGUAAAUUAAAACAAAUUAUAUUACCACAACAGGCUUUAAACAACAACGUACAUUUUCGCUACUUGGUACGUCUCGAUAUCUGUUCAAGCAAUGGAUCUGGUACGAUGGACUUUUGGCGAAUUUAGGUAAAAAAGAAGUUGGUAGAAUGUCUGCUUUGAGGUUUAUUUUGAGGGACUUUCGCGUGUGGAGUGCUUGGACAAGAUGUAAUAUAGUGAGUACGGUGGUUAAAAGGUGUAGAAGAGAUCGCAGUGUAAGGGAAGUGAUACAAAGAUUUAAACAAACUUUCUUUCGACCGAGAAGAACUCUGCUUAUAUCCGCGACUGCAGCCUACAAGGCUCGCGAUGGAGACAACGACGAUGAUACCCCAGUCAGCUGCGACAAAAAUAUUACAGACGAGGAAUUACAGGCUUUAUUAUCAGAACUGGAAGGAGUGGAGACGCUAUCGAGGAACACAUUGUUCUGCACCGGCUGCGGGAAGAGACUAGUUAUUGAGAAGAAGCAGCCUGGAGUACCGUACUGCUCAUGCAAAGUAUCAGCGUUACCAGCGGAGUCCCCAGACGGCUGGGUGCCGUACAUGGAGGCGGAGGACGUCAUCAUUUGGAGGAAAGAGUACAAACCAGGCAUGGGAUUGUAUGCGUAUAAAGUAUACGGCAGGUAUCUAGACGUGAGAGCGUCAGAUUUCGCGGCCGUACAAGUGGACGGUGCGUACAGGACUGUGUGGGACGCGGCCGUCGCGGCCUUAGCGGUCGUGGAGCGCAAGGCCAAUGGACUGGCAGACCAGGCCGUGUUGCAUUGGGAGGUUCUGUGGCCGAGACUAUUCGCAAACAGAGACUACGUAUAUAUAAGGAGGCACAAAGAAUUCGACGUCUCUACAGAAAAUCUCCCGCACAAAGACGGGCUAUUUCGGGCGUCACAACGCUCUACUCGAAAUGAGACGGUUUACACCGAAAGACCGAGCGUGCACUCUAAAGCGAAACGGAAAGCUAUGGAAGCGUGUAAGAGGGAAAGAGAUGGAGAUAUGUGUGAGAAUAAGGUGUAUGUUAUUAUGUCAAGGUCCUGUGAACAUCCCAAAGUGCCGGAGUCCAAACAUGCUAUUAGAGUGUCAGAGUACUGGAGCCAUAUGGUCGUUAAAACAUUGAAUGGGCCCGAUAAGGCGGGUAUGGAAUUCGUGCUAACAUACUACGACGAGCCGGCAGUGGGUGGCAUGCCAACGACGGUGGCUGCCUGGGCUACUGGACGUGCGGCGCCGGCGUAUCUACAACGCAUGCGACGGGCUGCCUGUGAUUACAGAGCUUGGAGACGGGACAAACAACAAGAGGAUCUACCAGAGUUCAUACCAUUUGCCAAAGACUCGGAGCCAUGCGAAGAAGAUUCUUCAGGCAUCGUCAACGAGGAAGACAUGGAGUCAUCCCAAACGGGUCCCGAGUUGGAAAGGUCAGAGUGUACAAGAGAUCAGAGCACACAGACGGACGUAGUGGCCACGUUACCACAUCAACCUGAAGUCAAGGUCACGCAGCUGUCUGGGAAGGGGAAAGAAAACGUCGAUGCUGACUUUAAAGAUGUGCUAAAUGAUACACAACCCCUAACCUCAGAGCCGGAGACACCUAAAGAAGAGGAGGAACCCAAAACCGGUGGGUGGUGGCGAUACUUAUAUCCGUUCUAUUACUUUGUUUAG